AUAAAUCGAUGACAGGAUCGUCUCGUCGGCAACCGACUCAUCGCCUUCGACGAACUGAUCUCAGGUCGCGUAGCUGCAUCGGACGAAAUCCAGCGACAUGGCGAGCUACGUCGAGGAUACCGAGCUGCGCCUCGGUUUGCCGGGAUCCGAUGCGCCGGCGUCAAGGGGUAGCAAGCGAUCGCUGCCGGAGAAUAGCUCAGCGGGGGACGAAUCCUGCUGCCGGAAUGACGGAUCUGCCUCGGCGGCGAAGGCGCAAGUGGUUGGGUGGCCGCCGAUCGGAACGUACAGGAAGAAUAACUUCCAGGCGAUGAAAGAGGAGACGAUGAUGGUGGAGCCGGAGGCUUCUGGGUUGUAUGUGAAGGUUAGCAUGGAUGGGGCUCCUUAUUUGAGGAAGAUUGAUCUCAAGGUUUACAAAGGGUACCAAGAGCUCAAAGAGGCCUUGGACAGCAUGUUCAAGUGCUUUUCCCAAGGAGAAUUAUCAAGGAAAGAAGGGUGUAAUGGAUCUGAAUAUGCUAUUGCUUAUCAAGACAAAGAUGGAGAUUUGAUGUUGGUCGGAGAUGUUCCUUGGGAGAUGUUUACAUCUUCUUGCAAAAGGCUAAGGAUAAUGAAAGGAUCUGAAGCAAGAGGUUUAGAAUUCAGACAAUAAGGGAUCAACUACUCUACAUAGAUAAUAAGGAACCAAGUAUAUUUUCUUUAUGAAAAAAAAGGAGAAUUUUGCUUGGAUUUGCCCAAGUUCUGCCGAAAAGAAAGCUUGAAAGUGCAUCUGCCAAUUGGAGCAUCUUCUGAAAGCAAAAGCUGAUAAAUGAAGAUAUCAAAGAAAGAGAAACAAAAAAAAGAGUAGCGAGACAAGAUGCUACAGAGAUGCUUCAAGCUUGCAUCAAUGUCAGAGAUUUAUAUAUAGUGUUCUUCAGGACUUGUCUUCCAUGCAAUUGUACAAAAGUUGUUUGCCUGUUUGCUUGAUUCUGUAACAUGUCAAAGUUGAAUUUUGUGGCUAAAGAUUUGUAUCUUCCUGCUAUGUUGUAUAAGAAAAGAAAAGAUCAGGUUUUGGGGAUAUAUCUCUUGUCAUUUUAACUUUUCAAUAUAAUUAUUUUGUUCCUUGUGA
Messenger RNA from Zingiber officinale, 1102 nucleotides. Its product is annotated as auxin-induced protein 22D-like. Lineage: Eukaryota; Viridiplantae; Streptophyta; Magnoliopsida; Zingiberales; Zingiberaceae. The record is from RefSeq and is a predicted model, not a curated record. Gene Ontology annotation, biological process: regulation of DNA-templated transcription. Gene Ontology annotation, cellular component: nucleus. The transcript has 4 exons. Gene Ontology annotation, molecular function: protein binding. Bases 98 to 646 code for a protein of 182 amino acids.